Molecule: messenger RNA, 1885 nt
Organism: Pectinophora gossypiella (pink bollworm)
Lineage: Eukaryota; Metazoa; Arthropoda; Insecta; Lepidoptera; Gelechiidae
Exons: 6
Coding region: 167-1240 (357 amino acids)
Source: RefSeq, a predicted model, not a curated record
ACAGUUUCCGAUUAGUAUUUUUCGCGCGCUUUUCGCGGCCAGUACCUUGUUAAAUUUAAAUCAAAAUUUUUACUUCCUAUUCUUUUGUAACUUUUAUUGAUUAUUUUAUUAUAACAAAUUAUAAUAAUUUAGUAGACAUCACAGUGUUACGAAUGGUUUCCUCAAGAUGUUCCUUUGUGCCUCUGUAGUUUUUGUUUUGAUUGGAACAGUUGCAGCUCGCGAGCCGGACAUAGAUAUCAAUAGAAUACGGUUAUUACGGGAGGAAACGGCUACGAGUUUGAAUAGUUCGCACGAGAGGCGUUCUAUAUCUGAAGCGUAUCAAUUCAGAACAAAUGAUUAUGACGAUCAUAGCAGCGGGCACUUCGGGCCACCACCGUCACUACGGCUACAUAUACCGAAGUUCCAACCAAAAACUACGAAGGCACCAAUCAAAGUGCAUCAGCCACGCGAAGACCCGCGCGUCUUCUACCAGUCUGCUUCUUAUAUUAAAGAAGUUAAUGGGCAGGACAUGAAUAACGAAAUAACUUACAUUUACCCUGGACGAGAAGUAAUAAGAGCUAACGAAGUCAGUCCAAGAUCUAUGCCUAUUCGACAGCAUAAUAUAAAGAAUGACGGUCACAAUCUCUGCAUUAGAUGUCCUCACGAUAGGACUUUAGUAGCUAGAGCUGGCUCCAAUAGAGUUUUACUCCAGAAUCCUCGCUUAUUCAGCUGUUCUGGUCAUAAAGCGUCGAGAAAUGUGCGAUAUGUUCAUAUGUACGGACCGAAAUUCGGCUCUCUUGUGGAACAGGGUUCUCAUAUGAUUGUAGGUAGAAUCAUGUAUAAAAACAAAAACAUCCAGUUGUGUAAAAUGCAAGUCCAUGUAGUUGUACAGGGUUGCGUUACACCGAAGUAUUUGACAGAGCACUGCAAAGACCGCAACUGUAACUUCACAUGCCGUGAUCCGAAGUUAGAGUUGUAUGGACAAUCGUCUCUGGCUUGUGGACCUGAUAUGAAGUGGACUGGAGAACUUCCUAUUUGCCGAGUUCGUACCUGGUGCAAGCCGCCGCCGCCUCCAGAGCAUGGCAGAUUAAGCUGUAAAGGGGCGAUGGCAGACUCCGGCGCAGGUCUGGUGGAGGGGGCGAAGUGCCGUGUGCGCUGCGCAGCCGGCUGGCGUUGGCACCCUCGCUCUGUAGCCGUGUGCCGCCGCGGCGCGUGGACCACUGCGCUGACUUGCCAGAAAACUAAUAAAUCUCGAUUAUAGUAUAGUAGAGAUAAUUAUUAAUUAUACUAUCUAAGAAAAGAGUGGCUAAUUCACAACGCGGUUCCAGGUACAUAACCUCAUGUAGGAUCGUUUUGUGUGGCACAGGCAUCCGAUAAGCGUUGAAGGUGGAACAUCUACCUUUUCAGGCUACUGGUAGGUAAGUACGGGAGCAACGUCUCACUGUCCUACACUGAAAUACUUAAAUAUUUUUCAAACCUUUGAGAGUGACUACAGAUACACGUACCUUGAUAUAAAUAAAAAAGACUUUAAUAAAUAUUAGAAUACUGUUUUAAGUAGGUACUUAGUAAGUACCUAUUUAAUACAAAGUUAUAUAAGUACUUAGUCUUUUGUUUUCUAAACAAUAACCAAAGUUUGCUAUUUUUUUUCAGUGUAGGUACCUACCUACAUGCAGGACUGAGAAUUUGCUAGAAAUAAAUAUAUAGUGAAUUUGUUUAUUGUUAUACCUAUAUACCUAAGUAAAAUUGAAUCUUUAAUUUUAUACUUACUUUGGAACAUCAAAUGCUAUGUUUAACAAAAGCUAUUAAAAUAGUAGAUAGAUAAUGGAUAGAAUAACUGAAUACUUAUAAGUAUAUGUAUACUAAACUAAUAAAAUUGGUAUUUAUUUGUUAUUACCUACGUUAUCUA